AAAAGUCUUUCUUUAUGUUCUUCCACCAGCCUGGCCCCCUUAUAAACUGACAUCCUCUCUCAAGGGCACCAGCAAGAUGGGCCUCCUGUGGACCCCACUCUCCCUUUUGCUUCUCUUGCUCAGGGAGCCUGCCAGCCUGGGGACAGAGGACCGCCCCAGCUGUCCAGAACCCAGGGAACUAGAAGGCAGCAAAGUUGUCCUCCUGCCCAGCUGUCCUGGACCCCCAGGAAGUCCUGGGGAGAAUGGAGCUCCAGGUCCUUGAGGGCAACCUGGACCACUGGGCAAUAUGGGCCCCACGGGUGAGCCAGGAGAUCCAGCAAACCUGCUUCGGUGUCAGGAGGGCCCCAGGAGCUGCCAGGAGAUGCUGAGCCGGGGUGCCACCUUGAGCGCUUGGUACCAUCUGUGUCUACCUGAAGGCAGAGCCCUUCCAGUUUUUUGCGACAUGGACACCCCAAGAGGUGGUUGGCUGGUGUUCCAGAGGCGACAGGGACUGGAUUUCUUCCGUUCUUGGUCCUCCUACAAAGCAGGUUUUGGGAGUCAGGAGUCUGAAUUCUGGCUGGGGAAUGAGAAUCUGCACCAGCUGACUCUCCAGGGUACCUGGGAGCUACGAGUGGAGCUGGAAGACUUUCAUGGCAACAGCACCUUUGCCCAUUAGGAGUCCUUCCGCCUCCUUGUGGAGGCAGAUCACUAGCAGCUGCUGCUGGGCAAGUUUUUAGAGGGCACUGCAGGGGACUCUGUAAGCUAUCACAAUGGGGAGUCCUUUACCACCUACGACGCUGACCAUGACGCAAUUGGGGACAACUGCACAGUGACUGUCCAUGGUGCCUGGUGGUAUGAAGCCUGCUAUCAAUCUCAUCUCAAUGGACGUUAUGUGAUGUCCCACACUACUGCCCACACUUAUUGCAUUGACUGGGCCUCAGGCCUUGGCAUGGGCCACCCUUACCACAGGGUUCGCAUAAUGCUUCCUUCCGGAUGCUCGGCUACUCCUAACCAGUGCUAA
Messenger RNA from Molossus molossus (Pallas's mastiff bat), 1000 nucleotides. It is a transcript of the gene FCN3, whose product is annotated as ficolin 3. The record is from RefSeq and is a predicted model, not a curated record. Lineage: Eukaryota; Metazoa; Chordata; Mammalia; Chiroptera; Molossidae.